CUUAUAGCCUGUGAGGGAGGAAGAAAGGAACAUUUGCCAACCAGGCCAGUGACAGAAAUGGAUUCGAAAUAUCAGAGUGUGAAGCUGAAUGAUGGCCACUUCAUGCCAGUCCUGGGAUUUGGCACCUAUGCGCCUGAAGAGGUUCCUAAAGAUAAAGCUCUAGAGGCCACCAAAUGGGCAAUAGAAGCUGGGUUCCGCCAUGUUGAUUGUGCAUAUGCUUACAAUAAUGAGGAGUACGUUGGACUGGCCAUCCGAAGCAAGAUUGCAGAUGGCACUGUAAAGAGAGAAGACAUAUUCUAUACUUCAAAGCUUUUUAGCAAUUCCCAUCGACCAGAUCUUGUCCGACCAGCCUUGGAAAGGUCACUGAAAAAUCUUCAACUGGACUAUGUUGACCUCUAUCUCAUUCAUUUUCCAGUGUCUCUAAAGGUAGGCAGCUUGUGUGAUCAAAUUUAUUUCACUUUUGUUGUCAUCAUAAAUGUUGUUUUCAUGGAUAUUUGAACUAAGCAUUUUCUUAGGAAGACAUAGGGAUUAUAACUUGGAAGAAGACUCCUAAACGUAACUCCUAAUUCCCUUUCUAUUGAAUACAUUUUGAAUCCGUACUUCCAUGAUGUGUGUCUACAAGAAAAGAGAGUGCAGAAUGCUCAAAGCCUCUGCCUCAAAAACUUGAGGAAAUGACAAUCAUCUCCUUGAAGGCACAAGGUCUUAGUUAUGACUCCUGAGUUCACCUCUUGCGAUGUUCGCAGAUACAGAGUUUCGUGAAGUUGUGGUGUCCAGAAAAGCUGCUGCACGUAGGGUGCACAAUGAGUUUCCAUCUUCUUGCCUCUUUUCAAGGGGUGAGAUCUCAGUCCAGGAGUCUCUUAAACUACAAACCUUCAUGGGAAACUUUGUUGCUUCUGCAUCCUCUCUUUUCACAUUGGAGUUUUUAUUCUUGCUUAGCCAUGAAUUCUUGUGUCAUUUAAAAUUUUUGUUUUAAGGUUAUGGAAAUCUCCUUAGGCUAGUUAAUGCAAGGGUGAGUUAGAUAUGAAAGUCAAAGCCAUGGCUACAAUAAGAAUUUGAGAAAAUCUCUAAAAAUAAAUCCUUUCUCCAUCCUUAUCUCUUCUUUAUUACAAAAGGAUUUUAAGUAUUUGUUCCAACCUUUUUCAUUGUUGGCAUUUGUGGCUUUGGAGCAAUUUCAGGCUCAUGGUCAUUACUGUGAGCUCUUGUGCAUCUCCCAACUUCCAAACUAUCCUUGAAAACACCUCCAUGGACCAUGAUUGGUUCAUGGUCCUGUCCAUGGAACAUCAUACGUUCAAGGAGAUAAGGAACUCUGAUAGUGGCAUCUGGGUCAAAAAUACAAUCCAUUAUUCCUGGAUAUCAAGGUCUUUUGCAGUUGAUGAGAGGUAUUGCCACAGAGAAAAUUAUAGGAGCAGAAGAAAGUAAUGUAAGUCAAUGAUGACACUCCAUUAGGAUCCAGAAAGUUGGUAUUUAUAUAUACAUAUAAUAGUUAUAAGAGAUUGGAGGAAGAUUGUCUCCUGAAGACAUUCCUUAUAUAUCAUAUGCAGUACAGUUUGUACAUAUCACUCUUUGGAGCAUUGCAUCACCUACCUCAGGGAGGAUUAGUGUCCUUAAAUGUACCUCAGAGCAUGGCUAUGUGUGGGGAAAUUUAUGUGGGGAAAUUGAUUUGUGACAUCACUAAAUUGACUGCUUCUA
This is a messenger RNA of Cercocebus atys (sooty mangabey), 1689 nucleotides long. RefSeq names its product aldo-keto reductase family 1 member C1 homolog. The coding region runs from base 58 to 498 and encodes 146 amino acids. The transcript is spliced from 3 exons. Gene Ontology annotation, cellular component: cytosol. Gene Ontology annotation, molecular function: ketosteroid monooxygenase activity; androsterone dehydrogenase [NAD(P)+] activity; aldose reductase (NADPH) activity. Lineage: Eukaryota; Metazoa; Chordata; Mammalia; Primates; Cercopithecidae. Gene Ontology annotation, biological process: daunorubicin metabolic process; progesterone metabolic process; prostaglandin metabolic process. The record is from RefSeq and is a predicted model, not a curated record.